AUGCACUUAUAUGACCUGUUUAAUAGAUUAAAGAUCCAAUUGGGCAUUGAUUGGACGGGUGUCUUCAAGAAAGACUCAUCAAUCAUGGAAACAGUCAGAGGUAGACAUUACGGCAAAGAGAAGGAGAAUGAGGAUCGAGUGUUGGAUGAAGUGAUAGUAUCGGCAGCUUUAUGGAGAGCAACUGCCCCUAAAAUCUGGUCUCUGCGAAUUGGAUAUACAUGA
Messenger RNA from Zygosaccharomyces rouxii, 222 nucleotides. RefSeq lists its product as uncharacterized. The record is from RefSeq and is a predicted model, not a curated record. Bases 1 to 222 code for a protein of 73 amino acids. The transcript has a single exon. Lineage: Eukaryota; Fungi; Ascomycota; Saccharomycetes; Saccharomycetales; Saccharomycetaceae.